Molecule: messenger RNA, 3220 nt
Organism: Petromyzon marinus (sea lamprey)
Lineage: Eukaryota; Metazoa; Chordata; Hyperoartia; Petromyzontiformes; Petromyzontidae
Source: RefSeq, a predicted model, not a curated record
CCACAAUCCUCCCUGCAGCCCACGGGGCCCUACCCCCUCAGCGUCGUCAUCGCCACCACAGCCACCUGCGAGCCACAGCGCCACACCCACCGACAGCCCGCGGUUCGGAACAGGUGUAGCAGCAGCAGCAGCACCACAACACACCACCACCACACACCAUCAUCAUCACCACCACACAGGCGCUGCUGCUUCAACGGGCAGGAGAGCGAGCGAGAGAUCGAGAGGAACAUCCCAGAGUUCGCAUUCCAGGCGGCGGAACCUUGAACGAGCAGGGCUUCGUGUCGCCACCACCACGCCAGCUGCUGCACCACCUAAACCCAGCGCCACCCAGCGCCAACCACCGCCAAUAUGCGGGACAUCCAAAAGUACGACGCCAAGCCUCAGGUGGCGUUCAACCACUACCUGCCGCACGGCGCCGCCGCCUCGCCGCACGUGCCCGUGCCUCUACGCAAGAAGCGAGGAGAGAGGUCCCAGGCGGUCCGCCAGAGCUGGACGGCACCGCAGAGUGAGGAGGCGCCACGCAUGGGAGACAGGAGCCGGAGCAUGAGCGACGUGCGUGGGGGUGGCGGCGGCGGCGUGAGCGUCGACUACGCUGACGAGGUGGUGGAGAUGAGCCCCGCGGAGUUGGCGCGCCGCACGGCGGAGCAGAAGCAGCAGUACGAGCAGCUGAAGCAGUCCCGGCAGCACGUGCCAGAGGAGAGCGACCACGCGUGGCAGAGUAGCCUGGCAGCUUGGAAGUCCCGGAGGAUCGGUUCCAGCGAGAAGCUCCUCCAGAAGCAGAGCGACAACUCCGCCAAUUCCAACGGCAACGUGCGGCUCUACCGAUCCGGCGGCGGUGACGAUCGUGGUGGCGAUCUCGGUGACGGCCGCGGUGGCGGUCGCGGUGGCUUCUAUGGCAACAACGGCGUCAACGACGAUAACGACGGCGACGACGAUAACGACGACGAUAACGACGAUGACGACGACGAUGCCGUCUACUCGUCGUCGCGGGGCGGCGUGAGCUCCCUCCGUCGUCCGGAGGCGGCGCGGGACUACGAAGAGGUGACAGAGAGGAGGAGGGAUAUGGUGGACUCCGGGCAGACGAAGAGGAACCUCGUCACAGCCUCGUCGCAGCCAUCCGUCGCCCUGCCCAAAACAAGCACGGUGUUCAAGGCCUAUGCAGAGGCACCCAAGCCUAGCCCCUCGCCUAACGUGCCAGUGCAGCCCAGGAUCAGCGAAGCCAAGCCGAGCUUGCAUGCGAGCCAGGCCUCAAGGAAGGCUCCGGCCGCACAGUGGGACAGCGUGCAGUCCCUGCCCCGUGGAUUCAAGGCGGAGACGGUGACAUCCUUCAGCCGCCCUCUGGAAAAACCCUCGGGUUCUCAAGUGGAAUCAGUGAAGAGUUAUAACCGCACAGUGCAGGGCUGGAAGGCGCUGGAGGCACAAUCCUCGAAAGCGGCACCCACCACCAAAGUGACCACCACCACCGUCACCAAAGCCACCACCGCCAACACCAAAGCCACCGCCUACAACAACACUGGUUACAACAACACCGCCUUCAACAACACCGCCUCAACCACACGCAAGAGCUACGGCUCCACCAGAGCGUGGGGGGAUGAUGACGACGAGGAGGAGGAGGGGCCGUGGCGACCACCGCCGCCAGUGGCACCGCCAGCGGCACCGCCAGUGGCACCGCCAGUGGCACCGCCAGCGGCACCGCUGCGGCGAGUCGCCUCUCCUCCCACGCCACCGCCGAGGAAGUUCGACAGCUCGGCGGUGGCGGUGAACCGGCUGAGUCAGCGAUUGCCGCCGCCGGUGAUGACAAACGCGCCUCCUGCCGCUGCCGCCUCCACCACCACCCUGGUGUCUCCCGUUGGCAAGACAACCUCCUCGGUUACCGUGACACUCACCAAAUCGUCGCCGCCUCCCUCCGUCGCGUACCAGGGAUUCGGCGUCUCCGAGACGCGCUCCGUCGCCUCGGACAAGCCCAGCCGCCCAGUCCUGCCCGCUGAGCCUGCCAAGGUGGCGCCCCCUCCAAGCGUCGGCGCCACCCAGAAAGUGAGCAGCACGAGCAACGGUGAAGUUUCCGGCAGGAAGAAAAACCAGUGGCGGAAUGCGGAGUUCUUCGGAUUUUCCGAAGACAACGAUGAUGUCAUGGUUGACCAUGAGGCCGAGCGGAAGCAGCGGGAGGAGGCGGAGGAAGAGGAGAGGCGAUGGCAGGAGCGUCGGAGACUGGAGGGGGCCGUGUCUUGGGGGGCAUCGAACCACACGGCUUCCGGCGGGGGGAGUCACAACGGAGGCCUCGGUGGGGGGCCCGCGGCGGGGGGCCACGCCGGGGGGGCUCCGAGCGACGGCGAGGAUGCCGAGGACGUGGAGAAGAUGAAGAGGGAGAUAGAGGAGGAGGAGCGGCGGUGGAACGAGAGGAAGAGGCUGGAGAGGACCUCGUCCUCCAGCAGCCCCACAAAACCCGGCCCCUGGAGUCCGACCGUCGUUCCGGGCAGUGCCGAGCAGCGCUCCCCGAACCUCCUCACCACCACCGUGACGACCACCGAUGUCGACCGCCGCUCGGCCAGCCUGCCGCGACAGUCUUCUCCGAGUGCGAGCAGCUACAACCCCUACAUCUCCUUUGGCAGAAACCGCUCCGUGGGCUCCGCGGGCUCCGUGGGCUCCAUGGGCUCCUCGCACCACAGCCCCACCUACUCCUACCGUGACGCCAGCCAGCGUCCCUCCUCCUACCGCAGCAGCAGCAGCUCCUACGGGCGGCAGACGCUCAGCCCCAACUACCACAACUUUUCCAGCAGCUCCGGCGGCGGCGGCUAUGGCGGCAGCGGUUCCAGAUUCGGCUCCGGCAGCCCGAGCUACAGCGCGACGUACAGCGUCAACUACGGCACGACCAGAAGCCCCGGCUACGGGUCCAGCCACGGCAGCUACGGCGGCGGCGGCGGCUACGGCGGCGGCGGCGGGCAGCGGUUACAACGUGCCGAGAAGUCCCACGCACACGAUGGCGAGAAGCUCCGGCUACGGCGGCACGAGCUUCGGAGGGGGGUACGGGGGCGGCGGCGGAGGUAGCAGCACGCUCGGCUCUGCCUACUCGUCGCUGUCGGGAUAUGGCGGAACCAGCUACAGCCCGGCCAAGAUCGCGGGCGAGAAGAAGGAGUGCGGGAGCUGUGGCAACGCCAUCGGCAAUGGGGCGGCCAUGUUCAUCGACUCUCUCAACCUCUUCUUCCACAUCGACUGCUUCAAG